This is a messenger RNA of Pelobates fuscus (common spadefoot toad), 5894 nucleotides long. RefSeq names its product AF4/FMR2 family member 4-like. NCBI's taxonomy places the organism in Eukaryota, Metazoa, Chordata, Amphibia, Anura, Pelobatidae. Gene Ontology annotation, cellular component: super elongation complex; nucleus. The transcript is spliced from 22 exons. The record is from RefSeq and is a predicted model, not a curated record. Bases 322 to 3756 code for a protein of 1144 amino acids. Gene Ontology annotation, biological process: regulation of gene expression.
GACGCUGAGGGUUGUGAGGGAUUUGUACGGCCCGGAGAUACGGACAGGGGCCCCAACACGACGACUCUGCUGAUAUCAUGGGGCAACCGGGAUACGGCUCCGCGGAGACGCAGUGCUUCUGCUACUGAGUGGGGGAGACAGUGGGCUAAUCCCCCCGUAUAGCCGCUGGGGGAGGAGGAAAGAGGAGCAGCGCCCGGCCUGGAGGACUGAGAGCAAGAGUAGGAGGUGACCCUUUGGAAGGCAAGCCUCAACAGACAGAAGCAUGGUUGAAGUGCAGGCUUUCAUUCUGGAAACAAUCGGAGAGGUGGUGAUCACUGCAAUAUGAACCGAGAAGAUCGGAACGUGCUGCGUAUGAAAGAAAGGGAAAGGCGAAAUCAAGAAAUCCAGCAGGGCGAAGAGGCCUUUCCAUCAAAUUCUCCUCUCUUUGCUGAACCUUAUAAAGUUACGUGCAAAGAAGAUAAAUUAUCAAGUCGUAUCCAGAGCAUGCUUGGGAAUUAUGAUGAGAUGAAGGACAUGAUAAGUGACCGUCCUUUGAUAGUUGGGAUUCCCAAGCCUAACGUUCCUCCACCACCACCAGAUGAAAAAUCUGGACAGGGCUUUUUUGGAGAUCAGAGACAUAGUGGCUCUCACCAGAGCAAUAAAUGGACUCCUGUAGGCCCAGCACCCAGCACUUCUUCCCAGUCCCAGAAAAAAUCCUCCUCUAGUUCACAAGGAGGACACAGUCGGAGCAGUGGUGGUACCAGCAGCAGUAGUCAGAGGCACGAUCGAGAAUCAUACAGCAGCAGUAGUCGUAAAAAAGGGCAGCACAGUUCGGAUCACUCCAAGUCUCGCUCAAUUAGCCCAUCAAAACAAUCUGCAUUGAAUUCUAGCCAUUCUCGUCCUCACGGGAAUGAUCAUCAUAGCAAGGAACGUCCACGCUCAAAAUCUCCAAGGGAUCCUGAAGCUACUUGGGACUCUCCUUCUCGAGCACCUUCAUUUUCCAGUGGGCAGCACUCCAGCCAAGCUUUCCCCCCAUCUCUAAUGUCGAAGUCUAGUUCAAUGUUGCAAAAGCCUACAGCUUAUGUCCGACCUAUGGAUGGGCCAGAGUCUAUGGAACCAAAAUUGUCCUCUGAACACUACACCAGCCAGGCUCAAGGCAAUAGCAUGAGUGAACUGAAACAUAACAAAGUACAACUCACAAAGCUUAAAAUACCUUCCCAACCACUGGAUGCUUCUGCAUCUGGUGAUGUAAGCUGUGUGGACGAGAUUCUCAAAGAGAUGACUCAUUCGUGGCCGCCUCCUCUGACUGCUAUUCACACCCCAUGCAAAACUGAACCCUCAAAAUUCCCAUUCCCUACAAAGGAUUCACUGCAUACGAGUGAUCAAAAAAGAUACAACCCAUCUUCAAAAGCUACUAAUGGCCACCCACCCAAAUCUAUGCUGAAAGAAGACUUGAAAUUAAGCAGCAGUGAAGAUAGUGAUGCAGAUCAGGAAUGUGACAAAACAUUACCAACAAAUGCACCAGGAAGUAAUUCAGAGCCCUCACAGCAUAACAGUGAAGGUGCAGAAAAUUCAAGGGAUGACUCCAGCAGCCACAGUGGAUCAGAAAGCAGCUCUGGAUCAGAUUCAGAGAGUGAAAGCAGUUCUAGUGACAGUGAGGCAAAUGAACCAUCACGUAGUGCCUCACCAGAGCCUGACCCUCCAUCAUCAAAUAAGUGGCAGUUGGAUAACUGGUUGAAUAAGGUGAAUCCACACAAAGUGUCUCCUGCAUCUUCAGUAGAGAGUAAUAUUGCAUCUUCCCAAGGAUACAAAAAGGAGAAUCAAGAGCAGGGCACUGGAGCAGGUUAUACAGAAUCAAGUGGUCCAAAAGAGUCCAACACAUCGUCUACCCCCAUCCGAGACACCAAGAAUGCACAAAAAGGCUCUGAAAGCAGCCGGGGCAGACAGAAGUCUCCAGCUCAAAGUGAGAGUACCACACAAAGAAGAACUAUAGGGAAAAAACAACCCAAAAAGGCUGAAAAGGCAACUGUAGAGGCACCACGAGGAGGACUCAAAAUAGAAAGUGUUACAACAGCAGAAAUUACCACAAAUCUGCCCCCUAAUAGACACAAGGCUGCUACUAAAGGCUCUCGAAAACCCAACAUAAAGAAAGAACCCAAAUCCUCUCCCCGCCUUGCAGCAGAAAAGAAAAAGUAUAAGCCUUUACCUAGACCCACUCAGAAGUCCAGAGAAUUUGUUGAAACAGAUACCUCAUCUUCUGACUCUGAUGAAAAUGAGAGCCUUCCUCCAUCAUCGCAAACCUCCAAAAAUUCAGAGAGCAAUAGGACUUCUCCAUUAAAACCCUCCAUUGAGGAGGAGGAUAGUUUUUUUCGCCAGCCACCAUUGUUCUCUCCUAUGGAAGAGAAGGAGCUUCUUUCACCCCUUAGUGACCCUGAGGAUCGGUUACCUCUUAUUGUAAAGAUUGACUUAAACCUGUUGUCACGGAUACCAGGACGGCCUUACAAAGAAGCAGAGCAGCCCAAGAUUGAUAAGACCGCAUCAGAGAAGCAUCCAAAAGAGACCCAAAAACAGACUGAGAAAAACUCCAGCAAGGGGAAGCGGAAGCACAAGAAUGAUGAAGAAGUAAAGGGUAACGAAGCCAAGAAACCAAAAGUAGAAGAAAAGACCACAAGCCACAAAGUGCCCAGUAAAGAGUCAUCAAAACCAAAUCCAGUAAAGGAAAAGGACCUUCUCCCUUCACCUGCUCCCCCUGCACUACAGAAAGAUUCCAAGUCUGAACAUGGGCCUCGUAAAAGAACCAUUAGCCAGUCUUCGUCUCAGAAAUCCAGCAGCAGUGGCAGCAUGAAGGAGAGUGGCACCAAAAGUAACUCUUCUGUUAAGCAAAGAAAGACCGAGGGUAAAGCUUCAAGUAUCACCAAGGAGACUAAGGAGAAACCCUCAAGUAAUACAGCUUCUGUUGCUUUCGUGCCACCAGUUGAUAACAAAUCUCGCAGAGCAAAACUGACCUUCGAAGACAGAACUCAUUCAGCUGAUCACUAUCUACAGGAAGCGAAGAAACUGAAGCACAAUGCUGAUGCUUUGUCGGACAGGUUUGAGAAAGCUGUAAUCUAUCUCGAUGCUGUGCUUUCUUUUAUUGAGUGUGGGAACGCAUUAGAGAAGAGUGUCCAAGAAUCAAAAUCUCCAUUUCCGAUGUAUGCUGAAACAGUAGAGUUAAUAAAGUACACCAUGAAAUUAAAGAGUUCUGCGGCCCCUGAUGCUACAUCCGCUGAUAAGAGACUUGCUGUUCUUUGUCUUCGCUGUCAAUCCCUUCUGUACUUGAGGUUAUUCAAACUGAAAAAGGAGAGUGCAUUGAAAUAUUCCAAGACUUUAACUGAACACUUAAAGAACUCUUAUGGUAAUUCUCAAGCUCCAUCUCCUGGGAUGGGAAGCAAAUCUGUGAGCAUGCCUUCUCCAGUGUCUCCAAAGCUGUCUCCCGGCAAUUCGAAUAGCUAUUCCUCCAAUGUAUCCAAUACUACUGGAGGCACAUCAUCCGUGACUAUACCACAGAGGAUUCACCAGAUGGCUUCCAGUUAUGUCCAGGUCACAACCAACUUCCUUUAUGCGACUGAAAUUUGGGACCAAGCAGAACAACUCUGCAGAGAGCAAAAUGAAUUUUUUUCUGAACUGGAUAAAGUUAUGGGCCCCCUGAUCUUUAAUUCCAGCACCAUGACAGAACUGGUACGCUACACCCGUCAAGGCCUGCACUGGUUACGCCUUGAUGCCAAGUUAAAACAUUAAGGACCCAAACAAACCGGAAUGUUUUCUUGCUGCCUCUAAUUUUAUCCACAACACUGUGUUUUGUUGCGAUUGGAAGACUGCCAUAACUUACAGAUUGGGUGGUCAAGAAGGACAAAGAGCUCUGCACGUCUUUGUUUUAGCCAUAUUCAUUCAAAUAAACUUUGCUGUUCAUCUUGCUAAAAGACACUCUAUUUUCAUUUUUAUUUAAGAAGAAAUUAUUUAAAAAUAUUUUCUCAAAGCAUUAUGGAUUUUUUUUUUCUCCCCAUCUCUACUGAGGAAUUAAAAUUCCUGAUGUCAUGCACGAUAAAUUUUUAAAACUAUUUAUUUUAUGCAAACGUUACAUCUGCCGAAGGAGGGUUUUUCUUUAAUUUUUGUUAAUUGUUUUUUAAAAUAAAUGUCGUCAGCAGUUUAGAAGAUGUCAUCAGUACGUCCUGGCCUGCAUUUAAAAGUGCAUUGACGAAUGAUAUGUCCGCAUUUUCUUUUUGCUGUGGUAAUCAUCAUUUUAAAAAAAUAAGGUAACUCUAAAACUUGUGAAAUUUGAAGCAGGAAGAAAAAUCAGUUUAAAAAAAAAAAGAAGAAAAAUCCUACAAUUGUGCGCCUUCCAUGUACUUUUAUGAUAAACCUCACGUUUUCUUUUAAUGAUUUCUCGGCUUUUUAUUGUCUGUGUUAAAAGACCAGGUUAUAUCUCCAUUCAUUUUUAAUAUGCGAUGAUUAGUACCGUACAUAAAACGAAUGCUGAUCAAGAAGUGUUGCAGUUUAUUAUGUCAGGAAAAAACCCAGAUGUAUUCUUCUAUACAUUAAAUAGAUCAUAUAAGCAAAAUAUAUUUAAAAAAUGCAUUUAUAUUGAAUUAUAUUAGUUUUACCAAGUAGGGUAUUGUUGAGGGCAUAUUUAGAUCACAUGAUAAAACACUAUUUAAGCCAAGGGUAACCAUCCUGUAGCUCUGUGGAUGUUGUGUAGCCAGAACUCGUGUUUUAGGAACACAAUGUUUUAGCGAAAAGGCUAGCUAAAGAGAAUUACAGGGGUAGCUGUGUCCUUCGAACAAUCAUAAAGAUUGCAUGAAAUGCAAUGUACAGAUGGGUUAAACAGGGUAUGGUUAUUAUUUUCCUUUUAAUAAUAAUUUAAAAAAAAAACUUCCUGACGUGGUAGAUUAAUUUGGGUGAAACUAAAAUCUUGAUUGAUCUUCUAUAAAUUAAAAUGUUUGUAAAACAUGUUAUAGUCUUCACAGCAUUUUCUAUCCUGCAACAGUGUAGCCUAUUGGUGACACUUGAAUCAGAGUAGUGGUUUAAUGCCCUUGGGAAAGAAAUUGAAACAAUGGCCUGGAAUAUAGCUUUAGUGCAUCAUAUUUGAAAAUUUGCUGAGCUAGCACCUCUUCAAAGGAAAAAAAAAUAUAUAUAUAUCACUCUUAUCACCUUUAAUUUCCAGUUGGGUCAUUGCUUUACUGCUCGAACAUCUGUUUUUCAAAUCAAAAUGUAAAUCAAUGCAGAUAUGAAAGGGAAAGUUGUCUUUCUUGAAGUAACUAUACAUACAUAUGUCAUCCUGGUACUUUUCUUUUGAACUGAAAAAAAAAUAAAUAUAUAGAUAUAUAUUCCAUAUAGCCUUAAUCAAGGCAUAUAUUUAUUUCCACAUUCAGCAUAAAGUCAUGAUUUAUCUGUUUCUACCAGAAACAAGUAUUUCUCAGAAUGUUGGCUCUAGGAAGCAGAAUCAUUGCAUUAUUAGAACAUGUUCCAUUGCACUCUUCAAAAUAUAUAAAUGCAAAUAAAGUAAGGUUUCUCUGAGCAUUCAUGUUUUAUAGCAGACCUUAAAGAGUACAUGUCAAACGUGGGAUUUUGGCCCAACUCCAUAGUAUAAGCAUUAGCCAUGUAUUUUAAUAAUCCAAACUGAUUUUAUUUUAUAGUAUUCAUUGUGUGCGUCUGUACUGCUGAGCCACAGCGUAUCCUAUAAAUUCAUUUAGUCCUCAUGGAGUGCAUGAGGUUAUAUGCUUGUUUGGCGUUUGUUCCCAAAGCAUCAUGGAACAUUAAAGUCACUAAAGACACAAGUGAAGCAAAUAGAUGAAAGCUUCUACUGCAUCACUCAUGCUACAAAAUUGGCUACCUAAAGUCUGUUGGAAAAGCUUUCGAGAUGCCCAGUUAAAUUCUAU